AUGUAUUUGGGAGUGAUCAGCAUAUUGAUGAUUAAAUCCCUGAAGUGGGAUGAGAUCACCAAGGGAGUGAAUAUGAGUAGAGAAGAGCUUGCCAGCUUGGAUGGUUCUUCACCAUCCAAGGAGACUGAGAAGGAGCAGCAGUUGAUCAUUGUUUUAAAGAAGGAGUCCCUGGAAACCGGACAGAUGGCGUUUACUUUGGCACAACUGGAUUCCUUGGAGAUUUGCCUAAAAGAAGCAGAAGAAAAGGCUAAAGCCUUAUCUGAACAGCUUGCAGCCUCUGAAGGAACAAAAUCAAGACUGCUUGAGCAAGUUUCCUGGCUGGAGGGAAAGCUAGAGGCUCUGGACCAUAAGGAAGACAGUGGGGAACCAUAUGAAAAACUGGUUCUUGAAAAAGACCAGUGCAUUGAGAAAUUACAAGCCGAAGUGAAAGCUACCCAGGAGCAACUUGUAGCCCACAAACUGAAGCACAAAAGGAAACUGAAAAAGCUACAAACCGAUUUGGCAACAGUUAAGCAGGAGGCUGCCAUCACAGUCCUGGAACUCAAUGAGAAGAUAAAGACUCUAUGUGAAGGAAAGCCAGCCCCUAGAGAAGACAGCUUGCUGGGAGAGUCCUGUGGUGGUCUCCCACCUGUGGAAGAAGGUGAUCGGAAAAUCAGCCUGAUCGUGGAGUUGUCAACCCAGGUUUCCCUUCAGACUGAGAAGAUCACUCAGCUGGAAGAAGUUUUAGAGGAAAAGGAAAGGAAGAUUCAGCAGCUGGAAGCCGAGCGGGAGCCCCAUCCCUUCCUGGAGGUCGAGGACUCUGCAGAAUGUUUACAAGAAGCCCCAGUUUUCCUUGAUAAUAGCAUCACUCCUGUGGUCUAUGAUGAGGAUAUGUAA
Molecule: messenger RNA, 876 nt
Organism: Camelus dromedarius (Arabian camel)
Lineage: Eukaryota; Metazoa; Chordata; Mammalia; Artiodactyla; Camelidae
Gene: CCDC192
Product: coiled-coil domain containing 192
Exons: 6
Coding region: 1-876 (291 amino acids)
Source: RefSeq, a predicted model, not a curated record